Ooceraea biroi (clonal raider ant) is the source of this 1106-nucleotide messenger RNA. Its product is annotated as astacin. The record is from RefSeq and is a predicted model, not a curated record. NCBI's taxonomy places the organism in Eukaryota, Metazoa, Arthropoda, Insecta, Hymenoptera, Formicidae. Gene Ontology annotation, biological process: proteolysis. Gene Ontology annotation, molecular function: metalloendopeptidase activity; zinc ion binding.
AAGUCGCACGAGCAGCGGCGAGCAGCGGUGAUUCUCGAGAGAGAUCUAUCAUUACUGGAAAAGUACAAUAUAAACUAAGCAGAUUUUACAAGGAUGAAGUUGUUGCUGAACAUAUAUUGGUUUUGCAUAGCAAUUGGGACGACAUUGCCAAUAAAUAAAACUCCCGUUAACACGAUACCAGUUGUGCCUAAUAUAGUUAGAACGUCGAAUCAGGAUGCAUUGCGCCUUCAAGAGUCGCUACAAGAUCCGGAAGUGCGUCCCGGUUUAUUCGAAGGAGAUAUAGCCGUAACCAGUGAGUAUUACAAUCACUGGCGCGUCGGUUUACGGUGGGAUGUGUUUCCGGAUAAACUGUGGGAGAACAAGACCGUCCCUUAUAUAGUCAGUACUCUGUAUACUGCUAGAGACGCUGCAAAAAUAUACAAAGCUGUCGCGUACAUGAAUCGCAUGACGUGCAUCAAGUUCGUCCCCUGGGACGGUAGAGCCAAGGACUUUCUGCUCAUUUGGCCGAUAAUGUAUCCGAAAGGAUGCUGGUCGUUCGUGGGGAAAUUUGGCGGAGCUCAGAUACUAUCGCUGGAACCGCCGGACGAGAAAGGGCCAAAUUGCCUGGAAAACGAGGGGAGAGCGAUACACGAGUUGAUGCACGCGCUUGGCAUUUUUCACGAGCACAGUCGGGCCGAUAGAGACACGUACAUAGACAUACAUUACGAGAACAUUAUGCCCGGAUUUCGAUCCAACUUCAACAAGCAAUCGCCGGAAAACGCGACGUACAGCUACGAGUACGGAUACGACAGCAUAAUGCACUACGGUAGCUACUUUUUCAGUGUAGAUCCCAUGAAACCGACGCUGACUCCAAGAACACCCGGCGUGACGAUCGGCCAGCGAAGAGCGAUGAGCAAAACCGAUUGUUUGAAGCUGAACGAUCUUUACGGAUGUUUGAACUCGACCGAGGAAGCACUAAAGUAUCGUAACAUUUGUAUUACAUUUGGUCUGUAAACGUACGACCUGAAGAUCAUCCUGACAAUAGCGAUACUUCGGAACAGUCACAAAAGAUGGGAGUUGCGGAAACGGAGAAACAUAAAAUCGAACGUGCAAUUGCGUUUUCCAGA